AUGAACUCCUACUCCGGCGACCGCUCCUCCUCCUCCUCCUCCCGCCCCACCACCACCUCCUUCGACUCCUACCAGUUCGACUUCGGCAUCAACGCCUCCCGCUCCUCCGGCUCCCGCCCCCUCCGCGACCAGCGGCCGGGCGCGGCCACCAACCCUCCAGCGAGGCCGGCCACCGGAGCCACGUGGACGCACCAGCCCGCCAGCGCCAAGCCGUCGUGGACCCACCAGCCUUCCCCCGCCGCUUCGUCGGCGGCCACCAUGGUGGGGCCCGGAUCCGGGCCAACCUCCAUGGUCGGCGACAUCUUUGGCCGGAGCUGGUCCUCCGCCGCGCCCUCCUCUGGGCUCGGCGUCCCGCAGGCCAACAACCCCGGCCUCUUCAGCGACCUCCUCGGCUCCGCGCUCGGCUCCUCCCGCGCCCAGUCCAACGCGCCGCUCAGAUCCGCCGCCGCGCCGCAGGCAUCCAGGCCAGCCGGUGCGAACCCCAACGCCAACGCCAACAGCUCUCCCUUCUCGAUGGGCGGCAUGGCGGGCGCGCUCCCGAAAACUACGGGAGCGCCGAUGGGCUCCGGUGGAUACGGCGUUGGUGGCCGGCCGAUGAAGCCCGUGGGCAUGGCCGCGACGGCUGCGGCGCAGCCGACGGGGCAGCAGAAGGAUCCAUUUGGCUCAAUAGAUCCCUUUGCCGCAAAGCCUGGGUCCAUGAAAACGGCGAAGCAGGCCAAUUCGGUCAAGCCAGAUCAGCGAUUUGGAGCCUUCCAGGGUGUGAAUUCCAGUGCUGCUGCUGGAUUUGGGAGCUUCCAGAGUGCUGAUGCUGGAUUUGGUGGUUUCCAAAGCACUGGUGCUGCUAAACCUUCCAGCUUUACGCCACCGCCAGCACCAGCUUCAAUGCCUACCCCUGUGGCUGCAGCGGUUAACUCUAGCACGGAUCCUUUGGACAAUCUUUUUGCUUCAACCACAGGUGCACCGACUGCAGCUGCCGCCAGUAAUGGUGCCAGUGGUGGUGACAUGUUUGGUGAGAUGGAUGGUUGGGUCGAUGUGGAGGCAGAUUUUGGUGCUGGUGAUAGUGGUGGCACAACCACAGAGCUGGAUGGCCUGCCACCGCCACCAUCCGGAUUGACAGUAUCAGCUGCCAAGGCCAAAGGGAUGGAUAGCUACAAGGGAGGGCAGUACGCUGAUGCUAUCAAGUGGCUGUCAUGGGCUUUUGUUCUAAUUGAGAAAUCAGGGAAAGAUGCUGACAUUGUCGAGGUGUUGUCUUCAAGAGCUUCCUCAUAUAAGGAGGUUGGUGAGUACAAGAAGGCCAUCGCUGACUGCUCGAAGGUGCUGGAUCAAGAUAAGGAGAAUGUCUCAGUGCUAGUGCAGCGUGCUCUCCUUUAUGAAAGCACAGAGAAAUAUAGGCUUGGUGCUGAGGACCUGCGUUUGGUUCUGAAGAUUGACCCUACACAUCGGCUUGCCAGGAGUACAAUUCACCGCCUGAACAAGUUGGCCGACUAG
Molecule: messenger RNA, 1488 nt
Organism: Miscanthus lutarioriparius
Lineage: Eukaryota; Viridiplantae; Streptophyta; Magnoliopsida; Poales; Poaceae
Source: the annotation of a GenBank genome assembly